This is a messenger RNA of Rotaria sordida, 933 nucleotides long. The record is from the annotation of a GenBank genome assembly. Lineage: Eukaryota; Metazoa; Rotifera; Eurotatoria; Philodinida; Philodinidae.
AUGAAACAUGGUGAACAAGCUAAGAAGGAUUUUAUUCAAUUUUGGCGAAACGAAUACAAGAAUAACAAAGCUAAAGCAAAAUAUAUCGCUGAGUUCGAACUUCAAUAUAGUCCAGAAUCAUCAAUUUGGUGGUACAGUCGUGAGUGUUUUCUUUACGAGAUGCUCAACUGGUCUCUUCGAACGCUCGAUGGCGAGACAAUUAUAAAAAUGGGUUUUUUUCUUGCUGAUUUGCAUCGACAAAUUGAUAGUUUACACAAACAACAGGUCAGUCUUUAUCAUGGAAAGAUCUUUGAAGUUUUUCGUGGACAAGGAUUAUCCACAGUCGACUUCGACAAACUCAAGAAGAACAAAGGUGGACUUAUUUCCUUCAAUAAUUUUUUAUCCACCAGUACAGAUGAAGCUGCUUCUCUUGCUUUUGCUGAAAGUGCCAUAGAAAAAUCCGCACUUGAAUUUUACGAAAAAGCACUUAAAACAAGAGAAAAAGCUCUACCUCCGAAUCAUCCCGAUUUGGCUACUUCCUACAACAACAUUGGUUCGGUGUAUGACGACAUGGGUGACUACUCGAAAGCACUUGAAUUUCACGAAAAAUCAUAUCAAAUCUUCGAAAAAGCUCUGCCUCCGAAUCAUCCCUCAUUGGCUAUUUCAUAUGGCAACAUCGGUCAAGUGUAUAAGAACAUGGGUGACUACUCGAAAGCACUUGAAUUUUACGAAAAAUCGCUUAAAAUAAGAGAAAAAGCUCUGCCGCCGAAUCAUUCCUCAUUGGCUACUUCCUACAACAACAUUGGUGUUGCAUAUUUCGGCAAAGGAGACUACUCGAAAGCACUUUCAUUCUUAGAAAAGGCACUUGCUAUUCGUCAAAAAUCACUUCCGUCAACACAUCCUCUAAUUAAAGCAACGAAAGAUAACAUUGAUCAUGUUAAAAAGAAAAUGUAA